Molecule: messenger RNA, 951 nt
Organism: Tarenaya hassleriana
Lineage: Eukaryota; Viridiplantae; Streptophyta; Magnoliopsida; Brassicales; Cleomaceae
Exons: 1
Coding region: 436-792 (118 amino acids)
Source: RefSeq, a predicted model, not a curated record
AAACUCGACCACCUUUGUCUCCACUCCCACCUUCCCCGUGUCCUUUAGAACAUGGAGCAAACAACUACGGCAAACCCCUCAUCCUCAUUCUAACAUUUAUUUUAAACUUCAUAUGCGUAUAUAUGUGUAUAUAUACACUCUCACUAACAUGUUUUAUCUUAAAGAUCCUACGAUCAAUUACCGGAAACCUAUAAAUAAAUAUAUUUAUUGCAUUUCCUCUGUAGAAACCCCACCAUGCAGCAUAUAUAAAUUAAGCAAUAAGCUUUGGAGUUUCAACAUUUCUCUCACAUCAAAUCAUCAAACCAACAAACCCACAUCACAUAACCAACUCCAAAGGAAAGAAAUAUUCAAAAUUUUCAAAAAAGAAACCUUUUUUCCGAUACCCAUUUGGGAAAUCGAUCAAAAGAUUCGGAAAAAAACACUUCAAUAAUAAAAAUGGAGAUCGAAUCGGUUACCUGCGAGUGUUGUGGGCUAAACGAGGACUGUACACAAGACUACAUUAGCGAGGUGAAGGCAAACUUCGACGGAAAAUGGCUCUGUGGGCUCUGCUCGGAGGCGGUGAGAGACGAAAUCACCCGCCGGAAAAUUGCGUCAGCAGCGGCGGCGGCGGAGGAGGAGUCGGGUUUCCCGGUGGAUCAGGCGGUGAGGGCCCACAUGUCGUUUUGUGGGAAGUUCAAAGCGAACCCGGCGGUGCUGGUAGCCGACGGCAUGAGGCAAUUGCUACGCCGGAGGUCCGGCGACUUGUCGCCGGCGAAGCAGUUCGGAAGAUCUGACACCAAGAAGCUUUACUGAUCUUUUCUUUAGUGUUUUGCUUUGCUUGAAAAUGGCACUAAUGUAUAAUCUUCGAUGCUUCGGUUUCACAUAAAAGAUGAUAAUCAAGUUAACCAAAGAAGAAGAGAAACCUUCUUGUGCGGAUGAUGAUGAUGAUGAUGAUGGAUGAUGGCGAUGGUG